This is a messenger RNA of Aspergillus vadensis CBS 113365, 451 nucleotides long. RefSeq lists its product as uncharacterized. The transcript has 2 exons. The coding region runs from base 40 to 309 and encodes 89 amino acids. The record is from RefSeq and is a predicted model, not a curated record. NCBI's taxonomy places the organism in Eukaryota, Fungi, Ascomycota, Eurotiomycetes, Eurotiales, Aspergillaceae.
CCACAACAGCCCAACCGGCCCGUGAUUCGUUGCAAGGUUAUGCGAAAAGAUCAAUCGGUCAGUCAUGCUUUCAACCCUUCACCCUAUCGUCAGAUAUUACUUACACCCCCCUCCCCCGCGUCCGAUGUCCCAGGCCCGUCCCAGCCGCCCAACCGAGGCCUGGCUCACUGCAGUGGUGAACCUGUAGAAUGGAUGUUGAAUCCGAUGCCCAGGCCCGUCCCAACCGCCCAUCCGAGGCCUGGUUCUUCAAGGAGUAAUACAGAAGGUGUAGUCUGUCAGCUCUUUUACCAACACCAAGCGAUAGCUUAACCACGACUUACAUGACCCAAAGCCCCCCCUCCCCGUGUCCGAUGACUCAGGCCCGUCCCUGCCACCCAACCAGGGCCUAGUUCACCGCAGUGGUGAACCCUACAGAUGUCAGUCAUACAUACUAUCAAGAAACACCUGAUGU